UAUUUCACAACUUCAGACCAUUUUUCUCUCUCUAUUGCUCAAUCUUUCUUCUUUGAUUUCCCAAAGAAUAAAACAAGAGAAUAUGGCAGCAGAGCUUUUUCUUACGUUUGCCAUGGAGGAGACUUUGAGAAGGGUGAGUGCCAUGGCUGUUGAAGGGAUCGGACAUGCUUGGGGAUUGGAGGAACAGCUGCAAAAGCUCAAGCAAUCCUUGACCAUGAUCCAAGCUACGCUCCACGAUGCAGCAACAAGGUCAGUCACAGACGCUUCUGUGAAGGGUUUGCUGGAGAAACUACAAGAAGUAGCUUACGAUGCUGAAGAUGUUCUAGACGAGUUUGCUUAUGAGAUUCUCCGAAAAGACCUAAAGAAGGGAAAGGUACGUGACUUUUUUUCAUCCCACAACCCUGCCGCAUUCCGUUUGAAUAUGGGUCAAAAAGUUCAGAAGAUCAAUGAAGCCCUGGAUAAAAUCCUGGAUGUUGGCUCUCGUCUUGGAUUGAGAAAUCUACCUGAAGUUAGGCGGGAUACACGCCGACAAACAGAUUCCAUCCUUGACAGCUCAGCAGUUGUCGUAGGAAGGGAGGAUGAUAUCUCUAAAGUUUUGGAGUUGCUGACUAGCAUGACCAAAUCCCAACAUGCCCUUUCAGUUGUCCCUAUAGUGGGGAUGGCUGGCCUCGGAAAGACUACUAUAGCAAAAAAGGUUUUCCAAGAAGUCAAGGACAGAAAGCUUUUUGAUGUAACGAUAUGGGUUUGUGUUUCUAACCAUUUUGAUGAAGUGAAGAUUUUACGAGAAAUGUUGCAAAAGAUUGAUAAAACUACUGGCCGGAUGGACAAUCUUGAUGCAAUUCUUGAAAACCUCAAGAAAGAGCUGGAAAAGAAAACGUUUCUUCUUGUUCUUGAUGAUGUGUGGAAUGAGGACCAUGAUAAGUGGGCUGGUUUGAAGGAGGGAUUGUUAAAAAUUAAAGACAAGAAUGGGAAUGCAGUUGUUGUUACAACCCGCCUUGAGGUAGUAGCAAACAUGACAUUGGAGACUUGUCCCGGGAGUCAGCACGAGCCAUGGAGACUGUCAGAGAAUCAAUGUUGGUCAAUUAUCAAGCAAAAGGCGAGUGGGGGUGGAGGAGCAUCCAUGACUUCAGACUUGGAGUCUAUUGGAAAAGAGAUUGCAAAGAAAUGUGGAGGGCUUCCAUUGCUUGCUAAUGUUUUGGGAGGAACUCUUCAUGGAAAGCAGGCAGAUGUGUGGAAGUCAAUUCGAAACAGUAGAAUUUGGGAUUCUCAGGAUGGAAAUAAAGAAGCUUUGCGCGUAUUAAGACUCAGUUUUGAUCACCUGUCUUCGCCAUCACUGAAAAAAUGUUUUGCAUACUGUUCCAUUUUUCCUAAAGAUUUUAAAAUUAAAAGGGAAGAGCUAAUUCAACUUUGGAUGGCUGGAGGUUUUCUCAGGCCAUCAAAUGGAGGGAUGGAAGACGAAGGCAACAAGUGUUUCAAUGACUUGCUUGCAAAUUCCUUUUUCCAAGAUGUUGAAAGGAAUGCGUAUGAGAUGGUAACAAGUUGCAAGAUGCAUGAUCUUGUGCAUGAUCUUGCAUUACAGGUCUCAAAACCAGAAAUAUUAAAUCUGGAGGCGGAUUCCGCUGUAGAUGGUGCAUCUCAUAUUCUUCAUCUCAAUCUCAUUUCUUGUAGGGAUGUGGAGUCAGCAUGUCGAGCGGUUGAUGCUAGAAAAUUGCGCACUGUUUUCUCAAUGGUUGAUGUAUUCAAUGGGUCUUGGAAAUUCAAUAGCUUGAGAACUCUCAAAUUGCGACGGUCUAAUAUCAUAGAGUUACCAGAUUCAAUUUGCAAGCUGAGACAUUUGAGAUAUCUUGAUGUCUCACGUACCCGUAUCAAAGCAUUCCCAGAAUCCAUCACAAAGCUUUACCAUUUGCAAACUCUAAGAUUCAUUCGUUGUUACUCAAUGCAAAAGCUUCCCAGGAAAAUGAGAAAUUUAGUGAGUUUGAGACAUCUUCAUUUUAGUGAUCCACACCUAGUGCCAGCUGAGGUGAGACUCUUAACACGCCUUCAAACUCUGCCUUUCUUUGUUGUGGGUCCAAAUCAUAUGGUUGAAGAGCUGGGAUGUUUGAAUGAACUAAGAGGAGCAUUGAAGAUAUGCAAGCUUGAACGGGUUAGAGGCAAAGAAGAAGCUGAGAAGGCAAAACUACGUGAAAAAAGAAUGAACGAAUUGGUAUUUGAAUGGAGUGAUGAAGUUAACAGCAGUGUUCACAACAAGGAGACGCUAGAAGGCCUGGAACCUCACCCAGACAUAAGAAGCUUGACAAUUGGGGGUUACGGGGGUGAAAAUUUCCCAUCAUGGAUGUCUACUUUGCUACUCAAUAAUCUGAUGGUGCUGAGAUUGAUAGUCUGCAGCAAUUGCAGGCAACUCCCAACACUUGGAUGUCUUCCUUGCCUUAAGAUUCUUCAUAUAAUUGGAAUGCCUAGUGUGAAAUGUAUAGGCAAUGAGUUCUAUAGUAGCAGCAGUGGCAGUGCAGUAGUACUGUUUCCAGCACUAAAAGAACUCACUCUGUCCAAAAUGGAUGGUCUUGAAGAAUGGACGGUACCAGGUGGAGAAGGUGAUCAAGUAUUUCCUCGUCUUGAAGAGUUGCACAUUGAGAAGUGUGGCAUGUUGAGGCAACUCCCAACACUUGGAAGUCUUCCUUGCCUUAAGAUUCUAGAGAUAUAUGCAACGGGUACUAUAACAUGUAUAGGAAAUGAGUUCUAUAGUAGCGGUGGUAGUGCAACGAUACUGUUUCCAGCACUAAAAGAAUUCAUUUUGUUGUAUAUGGAUGAUCUUGAAGAAUGGGUGGUACCAGGUGGAGAAGGUGAUCAGGCAUUUCCUUGUCUUGAAAAGUUGAGGAUUAGGAAUUGUGGCAAGUUGAAAAGCAUUCCUAUAUGUCGUCUUUCAUCUCUUAUAGAAUUUGAAAUUGAUGGAUGUGAUGAGCUGAGAUACUUAUGUGGUGAGUUUCAUGGCUUCACGUCUCUUCAGUUGUUGAGCAUACAUUGGUGUGAGAAGUUGGCAUCCAUUCCAAGCGUACAACACUGCACAGCUCUGGUGGAAUUGGGUAUACGGGGCUGCGGUGAGUUGAUCUCAAUUCCUGGUGAUUUCCGAGAAUUGAAACAUUCUUUGAAGGAAUUGGAAAUUUGGGGUUGUAGAGUGGGAGCUCUUCCAAGCGGACUGCAAUUUUGCGCAUCUCUAGAGCAAUUGCAAAUAGGGAAUUGCCAAGAGCUUAUCCAUAUUAAUGAUCUACAAGAAUUGUCUUCACUACGAAGUUUAGUGAUAAGAUAUUGUAAGAAGCUCAUCAGUAUUGAUUGGCAUGGUUUACAGCAAUUGCGUUCUCUUGUUUAUUUAGAAAUCACUAAGUGUCCUAGCUUGAGUAAUUUCCUAGAGGAUGAUUGCUUAAGCGGCCUCACCCAACUGAAGCAAUUGCUAAUCGGUGAUUUCUCAGAGGAGCUGGAGGCUUUUCCUGCAGGAAUUUUAAACUCAUUCCAACAGCCCAACUUGAGUGGGUCCCUUAAAUCCCUAGUCAUGUAUGGAUGGGAUAACCUGAAGAGUGUACCACACCAACUUCAACACCUCACUACUUGA
Molecule: messenger RNA, 3601 nt
Organism: Populus euphratica (Euphrates poplar)
Lineage: Eukaryota; Viridiplantae; Streptophyta; Magnoliopsida; Malpighiales; Salicaceae
Product: putative disease resistance protein RGA1
Exons: 2
Coding region: 83-3601 (1172 amino acids)
Molecular function (GO): ADP binding
Source: RefSeq, a predicted model, not a curated record